AGGCAGUAAGGCACCUUCCUUCAUUUGUCGUUUUUGAACUCUCUAGUUUUACUUACACGUUACAUCGCCCUACUCUUUUUCUUGCAAAGUGCAUUUUCAUUAUUUUUUUUUCAACACACACACAGAGCAUGUAGUAAUACUUUGUCGAUCUAGAGCCCACACCACAUAAUCUAGUUGGCAGCAAUGAGCUUUGAAGAUCUUGAAUCUUCAGGCAGGUGUCUAUAUGUUCAAGGAGGAGGUGGAUCAUAUUCAUGGGGACGACAAACAAAACAAACCAUCACAAUCCCCUGCGCUUCUGAUCAUCAGCAGUCCAUAGUAGCUUCUUUAGUGUUUCAAAUCAACACGAGUCUCACAACUUUUCAACGCCUCGUUAAUACACUUGGAUCUCCCAAGGACACUCUUCAUUUCCGCCAAAAGCUCCACGGAAAAAGGCAGAAAAUUGGCGAAUUGAUAAAAGAAACUUCAGCUAAGCUUAAGCAAGCCAUUGAAUCUGACCAACAUUCUCAAUCUAGUGCCACCAGGAAGAUUGCUAAUGGUAAGCUUGCUAAGGAUUUCCAAUCUGUUGUUAAAAAAUUUCAGAAGUCACAGCAACUUGCAGCACAGAGAGAAGCAGCUUACACUCCUUUCAUUUCCCCCGAAAUCAAUCCAUCCCGAAGUCAAGAGCUUCAGAUAAGUUCAUCAGCUAGGCCGGAGAGCCGUUCUGUUAUCCUUCUGGAAUCCAAAAGACAGGAGCUCGUACACUUGGAACAUGAGAUUCUUUUAAAUGAAGCCAUUAUUGAAGAAAGAGAGCAAGGAAUAAUGGAAAUCCAACAGCAGAUUGGAGAAGUGAAUGAGAUGUUCAAGGAUUUGGCGUUAAUGGUCCAUGAACAAGGAAUUAUGCUCGAUGAUAUCAGUUCCAAUAUUCAGAGUUCGCAUGAUGCAACUACACAAGCUGCUCAGCAACUCACCAAGGCAUCGAAAAUCCAACAAUGUAAUUCGUCUAUGAGCUGUUUGUUGGUGGUGAUAAUUGGGGUCAUCCUGCUUAUUAUAAUCGUACUGGUGCUAGCAUAAAGGAUUUUCCAUUAAUGUAGUAGAGCAGCUUUUUCAUCUCAUUAGUGUAUGAAGGGGUUCCGAUGGGCAUGUACAUCCUCUCAAGCUACACAUGUACGGUAAAACAAAUUUAUAGACUUUUGGACACUCUCCAUUCACCCACUUUCAUUUGUUUCAGUUAUCCAGAUACAGUCGUAAAUUGGUAUUUGAGAAUCACAUUAGUUCUUAAUACUUCAGAGAGAUAGUGAGCAAGAGCUUAGUUCACCCGACUGACUUUUUUAUUUUUUAUUUUAUUUAUCAAAUAGAU
Molecule: messenger RNA, 1336 nt
Organism: Nicotiana tabacum (common tobacco)
Lineage: Eukaryota; Viridiplantae; Streptophyta; Magnoliopsida; Solanales; Solanaceae
Product: syntaxin-22
Biological process (GO): intracellular protein transport; vesicle fusion; vesicle-mediated transport
Cellular component (GO): membrane; SNARE complex; endomembrane system
Molecular function (GO): SNAP receptor activity; SNARE binding
Source: RefSeq, a predicted model, not a curated record